CUUCCGACGGGGGUGCGGCUCCAGGAAACGGCGCGCUCGCGGCUUAGCGCUCCCGGGACCCGACGCGCCCCGGACGACCCGGCCGACUCAGCGGGACCACCCGGCGGGCCCCAGCGCGGGCAGCGGGGUGAUCGGCCCCGGGUCCGAGCCUCGGACAUCUCCGACGGACGGGGCGGGCAGCGCGGAGAGCAGCCCGGGAGGCCAUGGGGACCCAGGCCCGGCCCGCGGUAGCGGGCCAGCGGGAGCCCCGAGUCUGAGGAGGCGGCGGCGGCGGCGGCGGCGGGGGCCAUGACCUCGGUGUGGAAGCGCCUGCAGCGCGUGGGCAAGCGGGCCGCCAAGUUCCAGUUUGUGGCCUGUUACCACGAGCUGGUGGUGGAGUGCACCAAGAAAUGGCAACCGGAUAAGCUGGUGGUGGUGUGGACCCGGCGGAACCGACGCAUCUGCUCCAAGGCCCACAGCUGGCAGCCAGGCAUCCAGAACCCAUACCGGGGCACCGUGGUGUGGAUGGUGCCGGAGAACGUGGACAUCUCUGUGACCCUCUACAGGGACCCUCACGUGGAUCAGUACGAGGCCAAAGAAUGGACAUUUGUUAUUGAGAAUGAGUCCAAGGGGCAGCGGAAGGUGCUGGCCACCGCCGAGGUGGACCUGGCCCACCACGCGGGGCCCGUGCCGGCCCCAGUUCCCCUGCGGCUGCGGCUGAAGCCCAAGUCAGUGAAGGUGGUGCAAGCCGAGCUGAGCCUCACGCUCUCCGGGGUUCUGCUGCGGGAGGGCCGCGCCACGGACGAUGACAUGCAGAGUCUCGCGAGCCUCAUGAGCGUGAAGCCAAGCGAUGUGGGCAACCUGGACGACUUCGCUGAGAGUGACGAGGAGGAGGCUAAUGGCCCGGGGACCCCCGAGGCACGGGCUCGUGUGCCCCAGCCAGGCCGGGGCGGCGCCCUGAGGCUGGGGCGUUUCCCAGACCAAUCUCGGGAGCUGAAGACACUUCAUGAGGAGGAGGAGGAGGGCCGCGUACAGCCCCGGCAGGCAGCUGCCAGCCCUUCUAGUGCGGAGGAUACCGGCCCAGCCCCUGUGAGUGCCCCUGCGCCCCCAGCCAGGGCCUCCCGGAGCCAGGGGUCAGAACCAGCUACUGUAGCAGGGGGCCAGGUGGGACUCAAGUCCCCCAGACCCCCAGGAACCCCGCCGGAGAAGAGGCCCUCAAGGCAGCCAGGCCAGGAUGUGGCGCCCACCCCAGCACCUCGGCUCCGGAAAGGCUCUGAUGCCCCUUGGCCCCCAGGCGCCCAAGGGGAAGACGAGGCUCCCAAAGCCUCAGGGCCUCCCCUAGCAGGAGUGGGUUCUUCUGGGGAGACCGAGGCCCAGGAAAGCCCUCAGGAAGGGACAGAGGCUCAGGGAGCCAGGCUGGGCCGAGGCAUUGAGGAUGGAGACUCCAGAGACCCUUUGGUAGGGCAGAAACCCAAGGUGGAGCAGGGGAGCCCUGGGGACAGGCGAGGGGCUAGAGGGGUGGGCACUGAGCAGGAGUCAGGAGUCAGAGAGGUGAACGCUAAGAGGUCAGACAUCAGAGCGGGGAAGGCUGGAGAGAGUUUAGAAGUGAGUCAAGUGGAUGCUGAGCAGAGGCCAAAGGUGAGACAUGUGGACACUGAGGGACCAGAGGCUAUAGGGGUGAUGUCUGAGGCAAGAUUCAAGGAGACUCCCGAGGCUCCUCCAAGGGGCUCUCAGGGGAGGACAGGGGUCAGGACCAGGGAUGAGGCUCCCGCAAUUCCGAGCACACCCCCAGCAGAGCCUGCAGGGCACACCAGGCAUCUUGGUGACCUUAAGGGGGCCAGGGCUGCCACAGGCCAGGAGAGAGGGGGUGCAGAGGUGAGAGGCAGAGCUCCUGGUGUUGGGGGGACGGGCCCGGAGCUGGGCCCCUCUGUUGGAACAGCAAGCGUCAGGCCCCAGGUGAGCAGGCCCCAGGGCGCCCCACCAGCAGCUGACCAGGGAGUAAUGUCUAGGGGUCUGGGGUUCUGGGAGGCAGAGGCUGGGGAUUUGAGGGUCCUGGGAACAGAGUCAGAGGUACUGGGGAAUCAGGAGACAGAAGUGGGGGGAUCAGGGUUCCCAGAGAGAAAGACUGGGACAACAGAAGCUAAGCUGUCGGGGGCCCAGGAGACGGAGACCAUGGGAUCAGGGGUCCUGGACUCAGAGGCUGCUGGAAUGGCAGAGUCUGAGGAACUGGGGACCCAGAAAACGGAGGCUGGGGAUUCAGGAUUUCUGGGGACAAAGACUAGGAGGACGGAGACUGAGAUAUUGAGGGCCCAGGAGAUAGCUGGUGGUUCAGGGGUGCGGGGGAUAGAGCGUGGGAAAGCAGAAUCUGAAAUAUGGGGGGCCCAGGAGACAGAGGUGGGAGGUUCCAGGAUGCCAGAGAUAGAGGCUGGGAGGGCAGAGGCUGAGAUAUUGGGGACCCAAGAGCCAAAAAUGGGGGGUUCAGGAAUAAAAUCUGAGAUAGCAGGGACCCAGGAAACAGAGGUAGGCAGUUCAGGGGUCCCAGGAUUCAAGACUGAAACAGCAGCAGCUGAGACACUGGGGACCCAGGAGCUAGCAGCUGGGGCCUCAGGGGUCCCAAGGUUAGGGAAUGACACAGCAGGAGUCCAGGAGACAGAGGUGGCGGAUUCAAGGGUUUUAGGGCCAGAGGUUGGGAUGGCAGAGGCUGAGGGCCUGGGGACUGAACAGACAGAAACUACAGUGUUAGAGGCUGAGAAGGUGAAGGCUAAGACUUUGGGGAUCCAGGAGGCAGAGACUGGGCUCGGGGGGACCCUCAAAUAUGAGGCUUUACGGGACUCCAUCACUAAGCAUGGAGUUUUAGGGCCCCAGGGAGUAGAAGCAGAGGCAGAGACUACAGUUUUGAGGGUCCAGGAGGAGGAAGCUGGGGUUUUGGGGGUUUCAGAGGCCAAGUCUGGGGCUUGGGGGAUCCCGGAAGCAGAGAUGGAGGGUUUAGGGCCUCCAGAGAACAAAUCCAGGGUUUUGGAGGCCCAGGAAGCAGAAGCUGGGGUCUCAGGGACUGAGAAGGGAAAAGAAGCUGAGGGAAACCUCCCAGAGGCAAGCCUGACUGAGGAGCAGGUAGCCAGUGGGGCAGGGGCCGGGGUGCCCAAGCCCUCGGGGGCCUCUUCCCCAGAGGAGCCUGAAGAGGACGGGAGGCUGCCGGGCAGCCAGGCACCGCCUGCCCCAGUCAGCUCCAGUCAAUCCCUGCUGGAGUGGUGCCAGGAAGUCACUGCUGGCUACCGAGGCGUCCGAGUCACUAACUUCACUACAUCGUGGCGCAACGGCUUGGCCUUCUGUGCCAUCCUGCACCGAUUCUACCCAGAGAAGAUUGACUAUGCCUCCCUGGAUCCACUCAACAUCAAACAGAACAACAAGCAGGCCUUCGAUGGCUUCGCGGCCCUGGGCGUGUCGCGGCUGCUGGAGCCGGCGGACAUGGUGCUGCUGUCAGUGCCCGACAAGCUCAUCGUCAUGACUUACCUGUGCCAGAUCCGCGCCUUCUGCACCGGGCAGGAGUUGCAGCUGGUGCAGCUGGAGGGCGGCGGCGGCGCUGGCACGUACUGUGUGGCCAGCGCCCGGCCGAGCCCGCCCGACGGCCUGGACGCCGGGGGCCUGGCGCAGCGGCUGCGCGAGCAGCGGGCCGAGGCGCCGGAGGAGCCCAAGGGGCCCAAGGGGCCCAAGGAGCCCGAGAACCGCGCGGACGGAGCGGCUCCCGAGGCGGCCUCCAAGGACCACGGUGCCGAGGCCGCCCAGGAGGCGCGCGCGGCGGAGGCCCCCGCCGGCGGCCCCGGAGCCCGGGCGUCCGUGGCCCCGGCCGAAGGGCUGGUGAACGGGGCUGGGGCGCCGGGCGCCGGGGGCGGCGUGAGGCUGCGGCGGCCGUCGGUCAACGGGGAGGCCGGGCCGGUGCCCCCGCCCCGCGCGCACGGCUCCUUCUCCCACGUGCGCGACGCCGACCUGCUAAAGAAGAGGCGCUCGCGGCUGCGGAACAGCAACUCCUUCUCGGUGGACGACGCGGACUCGGGAGCGGCCGGAGCGGCCAGAGCUUCCGGAGCCGCGGCUGCAGAAGGCCUGAGCCCUGACCCCGGCCCUGCCCCUGGCCCACCCACAGCCACAGCCCCACAGCAGUCCCCUGGUGGGAGUCCCCCAUCAGAGGAGCCGCCCCCAAGUCCAGGGGAAGAGGCUGGGCUGCAAAGAUUCCAGGACACAAGUCAGUAUGUGUGUGCAGAGCUGCAGGCCCUGGAACAGGAGCAGAGACAGAUAGAUGGGCGGGCAGCCGAGGUGGAGACACAGCUGAGGAGACUUAUGGAGUCAGGUGCCGACAAGCUGCAGGAGGAGGUGCUGAUUCAGGAAUGGUUCACAUUGGUCAACAAGAAGAAUGCUCUCAUCCGAAGGCAGGACCAGCUGCAGCUCCUCAUCGAGGAGCAGGACCUGGAGCGGAGGUUCGAGCUGCUGAGCCGGGAGCUACGGGCCAUGCUCGCUAUCGAAGACUGGCUGAAAACGGCCGCGCAGCAGCACCGAGAGCAGCUUCUGCUGGAGGAGCUGGUGUCGCUGGUGAACCAGCGCGACGAGCUGGUCCGGGAUCUGGACCACAAGGAGCGGAUCGCCCUGGAGGAGGACGAGCGCCUGGAACGCGGCCUGGAGCAGCGGCGCCGCAAGCUGAGCCGGCAGCUGAGCCGGCGCGAGCGCUGUUCGCUGAGCUGAGGCCCCGCCCGCUCGCAGCGCAGGCUUGGUCGCCGCCGCGCGGGGUCGCCGCCCGGGGCUGGCGCUCCGGGGGACCCGGGCCGCACGGCCCGCAGCGCGCCGCUUGUGGGGGCCGCCGCCGUCCCCGCACCGGGCGGAGGAGGGCGGCCCCUGGGGCCCGACCGACGGGAGCGGCUGGACGGCCGUGCCGUCCGGGCCGUAUUUAUUUGUCCUUGUGAGUGCGUGUGUUCGCGGGGCCGGGCGGGGGGGAGGGUCCCAGGAGCGCCCCGCAGAACAACCCCUCCCCGACGGCAGGGCCCGGGCCGGCCGCCUGGGCGAGCAGGGAAGGCGGCUGAACCGCUGCGCCCCCGCCCUCCCCCCUUUCCUGAUCGUCGCGAGCAAUAAAGUUGGACGAGGCUA
Molecule: messenger RNA, 5109 nt
Organism: Zalophus californianus (California sea lion)
Lineage: Eukaryota; Metazoa; Chordata; Mammalia; Carnivora; Otariidae
Gene: EHBP1L1
Product: EH domain binding protein 1 like 1
Exons: 20
Coding region: 289-4710 (1473 amino acids)
Molecular function (GO): protein binding
Source: RefSeq, a predicted model, not a curated record